Messenger RNA from Sarcophilus harrisii (Tasmanian devil), 1496 nucleotides. RefSeq names its product tropomodulin 1 (gene TMOD1). Gene Ontology annotation, biological process: pointed-end actin filament capping; muscle contraction; myofibril assembly. The record is from RefSeq and is a predicted model, not a curated record. The transcript is spliced from 10 exons. Gene Ontology annotation, cellular component: striated muscle thin filament; myofibril. Bases 301 to 1380 code for a protein of 359 amino acids. Lineage: Eukaryota; Metazoa; Chordata; Mammalia; Dasyuromorphia; Dasyuridae. Gene Ontology annotation, molecular function: tropomyosin binding.
CCCCCCCCCCCCCCCCCCUCUAGUUCCUCCCCUUUCCUCUCCCUCUACUACCUUCAGCGGAACAACGGGAGGUUGCCUUGGCCAAGUAAGGGCUUUUUAGGACCCGACGGCGGCAGCAGCUGCAGCGGCACCGGUAGCGGCACCAGCAGCCGCCGCAACUCCCUAAACGUCUCUCCCGCACACGCUCACUCUCGGCUGCGUCUCCGCCGCCUGGGAAAGCGAUCCCCAGCCAGUAGCCACCCAGCCUGUCCGCCGGCUCCUCGGUCAUAAUUUUGUGCAGACCACAAGAAAGAUUACAAAAUGUCAUACCGAAGAGAACUAGAAAAAUAUCGGGAUUUGGAUGAAGAUAAAAUCCUGGGAGCAUUAACAGAAGAAGAGCUUAGGACGCUAGAAAAUGAAUUGGAAGAACUAGACCCUGAUAAUGCACUAUUACCUGCAGGACUGAGACAGAAGGAUCAGACUACAAAACCACCCACAGGCCCUUUUAAAAGAGAUGACCUUCUGGAUCAUUUGGAAAAGCAAGCUAAAGAAUUUAAGGACCGAGAAGAUCUGGUCCCCUACACGGGAGAAAAAAGAGGGAAAAUAUGGGUCCCCAAGCAAAAGCCAAUGGAUCCUGUUCUGGAAAGUGUGACACUAGAACCAGAAUUAGAGGAGGCUCUAGCCAAUGCAUCUGAUGCAGAACUUUGUGACAUUGCAGCUAUUCUUGGUAUGCAUACUCUGAUGAGCAAUCAGCAGUACUAUGAGGCUCUUGGAAGUAGCUCCAUAGUAAAUAAGGAAGGCCUAAACAGUGUUAUUAAGCCAACACAAUAUAAACCAGUUCCUGAUGAAGAACCAAAUUCAACAGAUAUAGAAGAAACUCUGGAACGAAUAAAGAAUAAUGAUCCCAAACUUGAAGAAGUCAACCUCAAUAAUAUACGGAACAUUCCCAUACCGACUCUAAAAGCAUAUGCAGAAGCACUGAAGGAAAAUACAUAUGUGAAGAAAUUCAGCAUUGUAGGAACAAGAAGUAAUGAUCCUGUUGCAUAUGCACUAGCUGAAAUGCUAAAGGUUAAUGCUGUGUUGAAGAGCCUCAAUGUUGAAUCAAACUUUAUUUCUGGAUCUGGAAUCCUGUCCCUGGUAGAAGCCCUUCAGCAUAAUACUUCAUUGAUGGAAUUGAAAAUUGACAACCAGAGCCAGCCCCUGGGAAACAAGGUGGAAAUGGAGAUUGUGAGCAUGUUGGAACAAAACACAACUCUCUUAAAAUUUGGAUAUCAUUUUACACAGCAAGGCCCUCGGCUCCGGGCUUCUAAUGCCAUGAUGAAUAAUAAUGACCUUGUGAGGAAGAGGAGGCUGGCAGACUUGACUGGGCCCAUUAUUCCCAAGUGCCGAAGUGGCGUGUAGUUUGUGAAGCUGGAGACCUAUGGCUUUAAAUAGGACAUCUGCUAAGAGUUUGUGCUAUACGGGAGAACCCUAUAGAAAAAAAAAAAAAAAAACUAACUAAACAAAACACCUGCACA